Messenger RNA from Triticum turgidum subsp. durum (durum wheat), 1551 nucleotides. The record is from the annotation of a GenBank genome assembly. Lineage: Eukaryota; Viridiplantae; Streptophyta; Magnoliopsida; Poales; Poaceae.
AUGAAACUUACGGCGGAAUCAAUGGCGCCGAAUCAAGGCAUCUCUGCUUUCUUUAGGGGUCGUAUUCAUUCUCGUGUGUACGGAUUCCAGGAACAAGGGAGGGGCAAGGACCUGGUGAGGCUGGACGAGAUCGGGACAGCCAUGAUCAGCCUGGAGGAGUGCUGCUGGGAGAUGCAGCUGCAGCAGCAGCAGCAGCAGCAGAAAGUUGGGGCUCCUCUGCAGCAGCUGGUGGUUGUCCCCAUCAGGGUCCGGAAGGACGGGUGGGCAAGCGAUGCCAUGCUCUAUGUGAACGUGGAGCUGGUGGACCUGAGCGCGCCGGCGGAGGUGGAGAGGAGCGUGUCCUUCAGGGAGAAGCCGAGGGCGAACCCCACGCCGGCCCCGACGAUGAGGGAGAUCCACAGGGGCUCGACGUACCACGAGGUUCUUGACCUGAAGCAGCUGCUCGACCUCGCCGAGAAGCAGGGCAGGGUGGCGGUGUACCGGAACAAGCGCAACUCGGACACCAGCAGCGCCAGCAGUGGCGGCGGCAUGAGCAGCAGCAGCAGCACCGUCAGCCUGAGCAGCGCCAGCACCAGCACCAGCGGCGGCGCCAGCCCGGAGCCCGGGUCGACCUCCAAGCGCCGGUUCCUGCCGUGGCGGCGGCGCAGCUGGGAGUCGCUGUCCCAGGAGAUGCCCGUCGUCAAAUGCUGCGUGGGAGGGGACGACGAGGAUGCCUGGGAGGCGCGCGAGUUCACGAGCCGGGACUCGGAGACGAGGCUCCGGACGCCGGUCUUCUUCGCGUCCAUCGACCAGCGCGACGACAGCGCCGGCGGCGAGAGCGCGUGCACGGCGCUGGUGGCCGUGCUGGCGGCGGCGCUCCACGCCAACCACCCGCUGAUGCCGACCCGGGCGGAGCUGGACGCGCUCAUCCGCGACGGCUCGUCCGAGUGGAGGCGGCUCUGCGACGACGAGGCGCACAUGGCGCAGUUCCCCAACCGGCACUUCGACCUGGAGACGGUGCUGGCGGCGCGAACGCGGCCCAUCGCCGUGGAGCACGACAGGGCCUUCGUCGGCUUCUUCCAGCCGGAGAGCUUCGCGUCGCUGUCGGGCGCCAUGUCGUUCGACGACAUCUGGCGCGAGAUCAGCGCCGGCGCCGCCGCCCGCGAGCGCGCCCCGGGCGAGGCCGACGUGUACAUCGUCAGCUGGAACGACCACUUCUUCGUGCUCAAGGCCGAGAGCGACUGCUACCACGUCGUGGACACGCUCGGCGAGCGGCUCUUCGAGGGCUGCGACAAGGCCUACAUGCUCAGGUUCGACGCCACGUCGGAGAUGCGCGCCGUGCCGUCGCCGGACUCGUCGCCGUCGUCGGGGCCGGAGGAGGAGGUGGUGGUCGCCACCGGGAAGGAGUGCUGCGGCGAGUUCAUCAAGAGGUUCCUGGCCGCCAUCCCGCUGAGGGAGGAGCUGCACAUCGAGCAGAGCGGGUGCGCCGACGCCGGCGCGCCCCACCGGCGGCUGCAGAUUGAGUUCCACUUCACCGUGCUGCAGCAGCAGCAGCAAGACGGAGGGAGAUGA